Molecule: messenger RNA, 171 nt
Organism: Dentiscutata erythropus
Lineage: Eukaryota; Fungi; Glomeromycota; Glomeromycetes; Diversisporales; Gigasporaceae
Source: the annotation of a GenBank genome assembly
AUGCCAGAAAGUAUGUCUCAAGCAAGCUAUUCAGAUUCGUCAUAUGAAAAAAUGUCUAUCAUAUCUCAAGAAAGUUAUUCAAGCAAAAUUUCAACUCGAGCAAAAAAAAAGUAUUCUGAGAAACUUCUAUCAGCACACAGGCUUCCAGAAAUAUGUCUUGCCAAAAGAUAA